UCUAUUCUGUAAAGCCCUAAAGCCCUUAACGAGCAUCCCUCCCCUGAACAAAUACAAGCUUCUAGUUGUUCUCUAGUUCAUAGUUUCAUACUACAUACUGACCCUCCUUAAACGCUUCCACCUCUCGAUCGUUUUCGCGAAGAAGCAUCGAAGAUGUCUCUGAGGGUUCUUAAUCCAAAUGCAGAAGUUCUCAACAAAUCUGCAGCACUCCACAUGAACAUCAAUGCCGCCAAGGGCUUGCAAGAUGUUCUCAGGACUAAUCUCGGACCCAAGGGCACCAUCAAGAUGCUUGUCGGAGGGGCUGGAGAUAUCAAACUUACCAAAGACGGCAACACUCUCUUGAAGGAAAUGCAAAUUCAAAACCCGACGGCUAUCAUGAUUGCAAGAACUGCUGUUGCCCAAGAUGAUGCCAGUGGUGAUGGUACAACUUCUACAGUGAUUUUCAUCGGCGAGCUUAUGAAACAAUCUGAGCGAUACAUUGAUGAAGGGAUGCAUCCACGUGUACUGGUUGAUGGUUUUGAGGUUGCAAAGCGAGCAACCCUCCAAUUCCUUGAGAAAUUUAAAACCCCUGUUGUGAUGGGCAAUGAACCUGAUAAAGAGAUUCUUAAAAUGGUAGCAAGAACAACACUUAGAACAAAGUUGUACGAGGCAUUGGCAGAUCAGUUGACUGAGAUAGUUGCUAAUGCAGUUCUCUGUAUUCGCAAGCCUGAGGAGCCUAUUGAUCUAUUUAUGGUAGAAAUUAUGCACAUGCGCCAUAAAUUUGAUGUUGACACGCGCUUGGUUGAAGGCCUUGUCCUUGAUCAUGGCUCUAGGCAUCCUGAUAUGAAACGACGGGCAGAAAAUUGUUACAUCUUGACAUGCAAUGUAUCAUUGGAGUAUGAGAAGAGUGAAAUAAAUGCAGGCUUUUUCUACUCAAACGCAGAGCAAAGGGAGGCAAUGGUUGCUGCUGAAAGACGACAAGUUGAUGAGAGAGUUCAAAAGAUCAUUGAUCUGAAAAAUAAGGUUUGCUCAGGUAAUGAUAAUAACUUUGUUGUAAUCAACCAAAAGGGGAUUGAUCCUCCAUCAUUGGACCUUCUUGCUAGAGCUGGGAUAGUUGCACUACGUAGAGCUAAGAGGAGAAACAUGGAGCGACUAGUCCUGGCCUGUGGUGGGGAGGCUGUAAAUUCUGUUGAUGAUUUGACUCCAGAUUGUCUUGGCUGGGCUGGAUUAGUUUAUGAGCAUAUCCUUGGAGAAGAGAAAUAUACAUUUGUGGAGAAUGUUAAGAACCCUUACUCUUGUACAAUUCUAAUAAAAGGACCUAAUGACCAUACGAUUGCUCAGAUUAAGGAUGCUGUUCGCGAUGGUCUGAGAGCGGUCAAGAAUACAAUUGAGGACGAAGCAGUUAUAUUGGGUGCAGGGGCUUUUGAAGUUGCAGCUAGACAGUAUCUAGUCAAUGAAGUAAAGAAAACUGUUCAAGGGCGUGCACAACUUGGUGUGGAGGCAUUUGCUGAUGCCCUUCUUGUUGUUCCCAAGACAUUGGCAGAGAACUCCGGCCUUGACACUCAAGAUGUCAUCAUUGCACUUACGGGAGAGCAUGACAGGGGGAACAUUGUGGGGUUGAACCAGCAUACAGGAGAGCCAAUUGACCCCCAAAUGGAGGGUAUAUUUGACAACUACUCUGUUAAGCGCCAAAUCAUUAACUCAGCACCUGUUAUUGCUUCCCAAUUGCUACUGGUGGAUGAAGUAAUUCGUGCUGGUCGAAAUAUGAGGAAACCAAAUUAGCUCCUACGUGCUUCUAUUGCAUAUAUUGUCAUUUGGCUUGACAGACCUUUGGUUCCUGCCUUCCUGGACUGCUUCAGAAUUGGAGUUUUGUCGUCCAAAAAGUUUUGCUGGAUUCUUAAUACAGGGUUGUCUUGGGAUUUUGAAGUGGCUGUACAAUGAAUAUUCCUUGGUCUUGUGUUUUCAGUAGUGUAACUUGUUUGCUUCAGUGUGUGGAGCUUCUUGUGAGAGCUUGCCUUGGUAUUUGUCCUGUGGCCUUUGAACAAAUUCCGACAACUGAGCGACAGAUGGAAGCAGCGAAUGUAAUUGUGAAAGAAAGGGCCAAAUUAGUUUGCCGACUCUUACUAGAAUUUUUAGUUUUGAAACGCCAUUUUCAACCUAUUAUUCAAACACCUGUUUUGUAUA
This is a messenger RNA of Nelumbo nucifera (sacred lotus), 2163 nucleotides long. Its product is annotated as T-complex protein 1 subunit zeta 1. The record is from RefSeq and is a predicted model, not a curated record. Gene Ontology annotation, biological process: protein folding. Lineage: Eukaryota; Viridiplantae; Streptophyta; Magnoliopsida; Proteales; Nelumbonaceae. Gene Ontology annotation, molecular function: ATP-dependent protein folding chaperone; ATP hydrolysis activity; ATP binding.